AUGGCGUCAACCGCGGCGCCGUCGUUCGUUUGCACGUGCAGAGCUGCCGGCGCGCUGAGAGCAGACGCGCUAAAAGGAGACGCGUUAAAGGAAGGCGCGGCUGCCUCGCACUCCUGGGCUUGCCAGGCCGGCUCGCCUGCCAGGAACUACGCGGUUGUACGAAGCUUCGUUCUCGCCAAAAUCUUUCCGUCUCCCUACACCCACCCGCAAGCCCAUUCGUUCCGCCCCGCCACGCCGGCUUCCGCGUCCGCCAACCUCACCGGCGGCGAUAGAGACCCUUCCGCGGACGACGUUUACGUGCCCAUCUCCCCUGACCCCAAAAAGACCGCCCCCAUCCCCGUUACAAGCCCAUCCGCUCUCUCCUCAUUCCGCUCGCUGUUCAAUCUUGAGAAGCACUACGCGUUUUACGGCUCGUACCACGACGACCCGGUGAACAAGGCGAUCCACAUGGUCUUUGUGUGGCCCAUCCUCUUCUCCGCGCUCGUCCUCCUCCAGUACACGCCGUCUUUAAUCUCCCUCAGCCACCCACUCCUCGCCGCUUUAGCUAGGCUCGUGCCGCAGGUGCCUGUACCGCUUCCUCUCGCGCUUCCGGGCAGCGGGCUGGUGUUUAACUGCGCGGCGCUGGUGUCGGUGGUGUACGCGGCGUUCUACAUUGGGAUGGAACGGCGCGCGGGGUCGCUCGCGGCGCUGAUGGUGGGCGCGUGCUUCGUGGGCUCGCGCGCCUUCAUCAAAGCCGUGGGCGCCGGGCGCGCGUGGAAGGUGCACGCGGGGCUGCCAGAGGGGGGGUUAACCACCUCCCCUUUCCUCCCUCUCCCUGUUCUAUCACCCUGCCUCUCUCCCCUGUCCUCUCCCCCUGCCAAUCCUCCCUGCUUCCCUCCCUCCCUCCCUCCCUGCCUCUCUCCUCUGCCUCUCUCCUCUGCCCCUCUCCUCUGCCCCUCUCCUCUGCCCCUCUCCUCUGCCCCUCUCCUCUGCCCCUCUCCUCUGCUCCUCUCCUCUGCCCCUCUCCUCUGCCCCUCUCCUCUGCCCCUCUCCUCUGCCCCUCUCCUCUUCCCUCUUCCCACUGCUUCUCUCCUCUGUUCUCCCUGCCGCGCCCCUCCGCCAUCAGCUCGCGGUCAUCGCACAGGUGGUGUCGUGGGGCGGGCAGUUUCUGGGCCAUGGCGUCUUCGAGGCGCAUAG
Messenger RNA from Closterium sp. NIES-65, 1176 nucleotides. NCBI's taxonomy places the organism in Eukaryota, Viridiplantae, Streptophyta, Zygnematophyceae, Desmidiales, Closteriaceae. The record is from the annotation of a GenBank genome assembly.